CGACCAACCUGACCACAUCAUCCCUUGUGCCACCACCUCGCCCCACACAAUCUGAUCCGUCCGGCUUUCUGUGGCCGUCCAAAGCAAGGUUCUUUCGCAGGCUUUGCCCCUGGCUGAGGCAGGAGGGCCUGCUGAGAGGGGGCAACAAAUGCUUGCCUCGGACUCGGAUAGUUCCGCCGAUACUCUCACGUCCUCUGGACGAACGGGCAAGGAGAGAUACCGAGAGUGGCAGCCCAGUGAACAGCACCAAGACGGUUACAACUGCAAGGACGCAUCGCGAUUCAGAAGCUCAAAGCGCAACAAUGCUGGGCAGAGAACUGCCAUGUCGCUGCCGAAGGGGGACACGCCUGCCAUUCGCCGCUACUCCUCCCGGGGUUCUGAGCUAGUUGUCGCCGCCGAUAAUGAUGAAGACCGCUCGACCCGAGCUGUCGACUUCAAUUCGGAUGACGCCGACAGCGUCGCACCCUUUUGCACUCGCGCCAACCCUGUAGCUUUGACCCCUGAGAUCUCUCAUACUAGUACUGUGGGGCAACCGGGCGGUAGCAGCCCACCCCUUUUGAUGCAAACCGCCGUUGACCAUCAUGGGGAAGCGGAGACCACGGAACCCGCAGAGACGGAAAGUCCUCACAAGCCCGACGCCCUCAGCUUCUUGGAAUCGGAUUCCCCAGUCGUGACCGAGGAGCAGAUCCGGCGCACAAUCGCCGAAGCCGCCAACAACUGGUCACCACGCAGCGCUUGGUCGCCAUCGAGCGUCGAUAGCAACGGUCAAGCAAGUGCGGCCGAUACAUAUGCCACGACCCCUGAGCCGAGCCUCGAUGGUGAAAUACUCUCUACGACCUUCCGGCAGAGGUCGCCUCCGUCAUCCGAGGAUGGUCAUGAUGACACCCGGAAACCCGAGCAAACACGGCCCGCGCACACACGACAGCGGCGUUUUCCCUCCGGGAUAGAUGCCGAAUCCCGCUACGGGACCCCCGAGAUGCCCCGGGGAUCAGCAAAACACCCCCACUUCCCACCCAACGAGCUCCAGCCGAGACUGCCGGGCCGUGGGCAAGGUCACACGAAGCAUUUGCCCAGGGCAGAAAAGCUCCCAAUGUCCGGCUACGAGCUGCUGUCGGCCAAGCUCUCCAACACGCGUGGCCGGUCACGGCGGCGAUCGGGCGGAGCAAAGGAGAUGCCGACCGCCAAGGGGGAGCCGAGCAUCAAGCCCAUCUAUCGCCGCUUCGAGGCCCUCAACCACCGGCUGUUGCUCCACCUGCAGGACGAGCUUAGCGAGCUGGAAGAGCAGCUCCACCGCCUCGACACGGCCGACACGCAGACCCGCCGGCUGCAGAACCCAGAGCUCAUCCUCCCGGCCUCGAGGCGGGCGGAGUACAUGUCCGGGGGCGAGCUGCAGUGGCACAAGACGGACCUGCUCGGCAAGAUAGGGUUCAAGCUAGGACAGUACAACCACGUGCUCACCUCGUUCGCCGAGACGCAGCACCUGUCGCGCGCGGCCAUGGCCGACGUGGAGGACUACCGCACGUACCUGGCGACGCAGAACCCCAUCGCCGAGAUCGAGACGCGCUUCCUCGAUCCAGCCGAGGACCUCGUGUGCCUCGCGCCAGACCGGCCGCCGGCCUCGAUCUCGGAUUCUUCCUCGUCGGCCAUGUCGCCCGCCAUUUCAGACGACGCGCUGACCCCGAUGCCGCGCAAGAUGAGUUUCGGCCUAUCCGUGCCGCCCGCCAGACCCCCUCGAAAUGCCAGGCCGCCGCCCCAGCCUGUCGACCGAACCAUCAGCCUGGGGCAGUCCGCCUGCCUCGCUGCCGUAGCCAUGGUCCUUUCCACGAUAGGUUUUCCCGUCGUCACUGACUUCCUGGGCCGCAUGGCUCUGGUUCUGGUGGCGGGGCUGGCUGUCACGGCGCUGCAGCGCAGGCUUGCGGACGUUGGGGGCGAGCAGGAUCUCCACGGCGCCGACACGCUGACUGUCGGCGCGAUGUAUGGGGUUGUCAUGGCAACAGUGGCGGCUGUGAUGUGAGGCGUUGAAAGGGAGUGGUGUGGUAGCUAGGGGGAUGGGGUACCUAUUGAGCAAACCAUUCCCCCCUAGGCCCGAGGAGUGGAGGGAUCUAAAGGGGAUUCUAUUGAUCUGUUUUAUUAAAUAGUUAGGGAUAUGAUGUAUGAUGUUAUGAAGGUGGAUUGGAAAGCAAAAUCGCGUUUAGCUCAGGAUCGGUCCAUGAAACCUGGCGCGUGGGCUUUUUGGUGUAAGAGAUGUGGUCACAGGCCCACA
Molecule: messenger RNA, 2263 nt
Organism: Lasiosphaeria miniovina
Lineage: Eukaryota; Fungi; Ascomycota; Sordariomycetes; Sordariales; Lasiosphaeriaceae
Exons: 4
Coding region: 149-2014 (621 amino acids)
Source: RefSeq, a predicted model, not a curated record